AUUAUAUGUCAAUAAUUUGAUGUUGUUAUAAUAAUUAAAGACAGUAAAUAUAAUUAAAAUCAAAAUAUAGUAUAUUAUCAAGAGAGGUUAAUAAAAUAACCUAAAAAUAGAUGGUUUGAUUUAUUAAAUAGAAACGGAGAUUGUGAUUGGCUUGAGUCCCCCACGUUGUUACUUCGGUCAGACUCGGUGGUAGGCGGACCUUCAUCGGGCGGGGUCUUUAUUUAUCGAUUUAAAUUUGUCUAGCCGGUGCAUUUUCUGUCGACUGCUGGAACAGUGAAGCAGAUGUUCCUCUCGUGUCUUGUAUAAUAAAAUUUUUAAUUUUACUUUUGUUGCGUAUAUUAAAAAUAUCCAGUUAAACGUAAAUUGAAUUUAAAAAAAAAAAUUUUAAUGUUCAUUAACGUUUUGUAUAACAAGACAAUAAAACAUGACUGAUCCUUCAAAUAAAACCGACACAUCGGUUGAUACAAACAAUUUGAUUGGACCAAAAGAAGUGAUAAGUGCCGUACCAAAAGUCAGACAAGAUUUGCUCAAGUGGAAUGGUUGGGGCUAUAAGGAUUCGCGGUUCAGUGUUAACUUGAAUGAAAGAGUCCUCGAAUUCACUGGAAAUCGAUAUUCAAUUGGCAAUAAGCAAUUACCAUACUUUACAGUAUGGGCACAAGAAAAAUUAAACGUUGAUUUAGAUUCAAAACGUGAUAUUCAAGAAUUACCAAAAACUUAUCCGGAGCCAAUUUUAUCAGCAGAACUAUUUGAUGUAAUUAAACAAAGUGGAAUUGAAUAUUCGAUAGAGGGUACCGAUCGAUUAGUUAGGGCUCAUGGACAUACUUUACGAGAAAUUUAUAUGCUUAAACAUGGCACAUACCAAAGAAUACCAGACAUCAUUCUCUGGCCAAAAUGUCACAGCGAUGUGGAGAAAAUUGUGAAAAUUUGCGCCGAUUAUGAUGCGGCAUGUAUACCAUUUGGAGGUGGAACAAGUGUCAGUGGCGCUGCAAAUUGUCCCGUCGAAGAAAAAAGAACAAUAAUUUCACUUGACACAUCGCAAAUGAAUCGAAUAUUGUGGCUCGAUAGGGAAAAUUUACUCGCAUGUUGUGAAUCGGGAAUAAUUGGUCAAGAUCUUGAACGUGAACUUCGAUUACAAGGAUUCACAUCUGGACAUGAACCGGACUCGUAUGAAUUUUCAAGUUUGGGAGGAUGGGUCGCAACAAGAGCUAGUGGAAUGAAGAAAAAUGUCUAUGGAAAUAUCGAGGAUAUUGUCGUUCGAUUAAGAAUGGUCACUGGCAGAAUUGAUGACACUGCAGUGACGUUGGAAAAAGGAUUUCAAGUACCGCGAAUGUCAUGUGGACCAGAUUUUGAUCAAAUGAUUCUUGGUAGCGAGGGAACACUCGGUGUAAUAACAGAAGUUGUUUUUAAAAUUCGACCACUGCCACAAAUUGUAAAAUAUGGAAGUAUUGUGUUCCCGGAUUUUAGUAGUGGAGUCUCUGCCAUGCGAGAGGUAGCAAAACAACGAUGUCAACCGGCAAGUAUUCGACUAAUGGACAAUGAGCAAUUUAAAUUUGGUCAAGCCUUAAGACCGGAAACCGGAUGGGGAGGUCUCCUUCUUCAGGGAUUAAAACACGCUUACGUUACAAAAAUAAAAGGCUACAAUUGGGAUAGUAUAUGUGUCGCGACACUUUUAUUUGAAAGCGAUUCAAAUGCCGAUGUGGCAAUACAAGAACAAAAAAUUUACAAUAUUGGCAAAAAAUUCAAUGGUAUUCCUGCUGGUGAAACAAAUGGUGAACGUGGUUAUACGUUAACAUUUGUUAUUGCUUAUAUUCGCGAUUUGGGACUUGACUAUGGAGUUGUUUCAGAAUCAUUUGAAACAUCUGUUUCAUGGAAUCGUGCCUAUUCAUUGUGUCGUAAUGUUAAAACGCGAAUAAUUCGUGAUAUUACCACGCGAGGAAUUAAAUACUAUUUGGUCUCGUGUCGAGUCACACAAACAUAUGACGCCGGUUGUUGCAUUUAUUUUUAUAUGGCUUUCAAUUAUAUGGGUUUGAAUAAUCCAGUUGAAGUUUAUGAGGAAAUUGAAGAGCACGCAAGAGAAGAGAUUCUAGCUAAUGGGGGUUCAUUGUCACAUCAUCAUGGUGUUGGUAAAAUGAGAGCGGCAUUUUAUCCGGAAGCUGUUGGAAACGCUGGCGUUUCACUUUAUCGUGCUGCCAAAAUUCAUUUGGAUCCACAAAAUAUUUUCGCUGCUGGAAAUUUGGAUCCCCAGUAUAAAUCAAAAUUAUAGAAAGAAAGAAAGAAAAAAAAGUUUUCCCCAUUCAAAAAAAGUGUACAAUUUUUUCAAAAUAUGGUGUUCUCUUUUUUAAAUAUUGCAAUUUAAAAUUAUUUCUCCCACUUUUUCAUGAACGAAUGAUAAAAUUUUCAAUAAUUGUAUAGGUAGUUGCUUUUUUUUUUUUAUAGAAUUAAUAUUCAGAAUAAAUACAUUUUUCAAUUA
This is a messenger RNA of Leptopilina boulardi, 2470 nucleotides long. It is a transcript of the gene Agps, whose product is annotated as alkyldihydroxyacetonephosphate synthase. Lineage: Eukaryota; Metazoa; Arthropoda; Insecta; Hymenoptera; Figitidae. Gene Ontology annotation, molecular function: alkylglycerone-phosphate synthase activity; FAD binding. The transcript is spliced from 7 exons. The record is from RefSeq and is a predicted model, not a curated record. Gene Ontology annotation, biological process: lipid biosynthetic process. The coding region runs from base 425 to 2263 and encodes 612 amino acids.